Molecule: messenger RNA, 225 nt
Organism: Dromiciops gliroides (monito del monte)
Lineage: Eukaryota; Metazoa; Chordata; Mammalia; Microbiotheria; Microbiotheriidae
Product: 60S ribosomal protein L38-like
Exons: 2
Coding region: 1-225 (74 amino acids)
Biological process (GO): translation; protein-RNA complex assembly
Cellular component (GO): ribosome; cytosolic large ribosomal subunit
Molecular function (GO): structural constituent of ribosome
Source: RefSeq, a predicted model, not a curated record
AUGCCCCCCAAAAUCGAGGAGAUAAAAGACUUCUUGCUCACAGCUAGGCGAAAGGAUGCCAGAUCUGUCAAGAUCGAGAAAAACAAGGAUAAUGUGAAGUUUAAGGUUCACUGCAGCAGAUACCUGUACACCUUGGUCAUCACAGACAAAGAGAAAAGAGAGAAACUUAAACAGUCCUUGCCUCCUGGUUUGGCUGGGUUGAACUCCUAUGACUCCAAAAUUUAA